AUGGCCGGUGCGGGCGGCGGCGUGAGAAGGGCAACGCCUGGGGCUCGGGCGCUGCCCGGCGCAGGGCGAGCGGACGCGGGGCGGCGGCGGCCCCGGCCGGGGCUCCGCUUCCCGGCCGCGCCGGCGCUGCGGGGCGAGAACGCGGUCCGAACAAACGCACGGACCGUGGACGCAGGCAGAGUAACUGGUUGUUGGGAAGCUUCACGAUCCGCGGCUGAGGGUUGUUACAACACGUCUGAAGAGAUGCAGGAGCUGCGGAAGCAAUGGCACUCUGUGGUGCAGUCCAUCUGCAGCAACCCAAAUGUCGUUGAAUUUAUGAACUCUCGUGUUGGCCAAUAUUUAGAUGACCAUCCUUUCGUUGCCUUGUCACUCCUGAUGUUUAUUGCAGUGUCUGCUAUUCCUAUGGCAUUCUUCCUCAUUUUUAUUGUUAUAACAGCCAUAAUGGCCUGUGUUGGCGUGGUAGUCGUGGAAGGUGUUGUAAUAGCUGUAGGUGGCAUAGCCCUCUUCUGUGUGCUGUGUGGCCUGGGGGCACUUUCACUGGGAGCUUCUGGAGUCCUGAGCGUUGGUUACAUUGUUCUUUCAACUCUGGUCAACUACUGGUAUGCUUCAAGGGCACAGGUAAAGCAGCAAGAAGUUAAUGGAAGUUUGCCACAGAAGAGUCAUGUCUUGGGUCUUUCUGCCAAUAAUGGAAAGAGUGAAUAAGUGGGUUUUCCGCCCCACUUCCUUCAUAGGCACUUAAUUGUACUACUCCGACCUUUGCAAUGUAACUGUUCACUUGCUGAGCAUUCAGCCUUUGUACACUCCUUAUGGGGACUGGAAAAAACCAAGAUGCAUCUUAUAUUGUCACUGCAAAAGUAACACAAAACAAUUGAGCAGAAGUGCAUUGUGAUAUUCAGCCUGUGUGGAGGAUGGAACGUUCCACAGAAUUUGGUAAAGGGGUAUAGCAAUAACUGCUGCUAUUAAGUCAGUGACAAGUAGGUGACAGAAAGACUAGGCAGGUGUUUGAUUUCCCAUUUACUGGACUUCUGGGUGUAGUAUCUUCUGAAAGUUGUAAGCAGCAGUUGGUCAUUUUGAUGCAGGAGUAUCAAAGCUCAGAACACCAGCAGUGUGUUUUGAAUGUUAAAACUGAUUUUUAAGCCUUAACAGCCUUUGUUAAAAUAGUAUGAGCACACCUCACUAUUGCUUUUUAUUUAUUUUACCAAGAAAAUGGGGUUUUGUCACAAGUUAGGUCAUGGUACAAGUAUUUACAUACCUUUGGAUGUUGCAUUAUACUGAAGGGAUAUUUCCUUGUUCCCAUUGCUUUGCCAAUGGUGUGCAGGUAGGUUUUGCAUUUUGUCACAUUUGUUUAGGUAUUUAAGUUGCCUAUUUUGCUUCUCAGCUGUAACUUCUGGUAUGUGAUUUAAACUUGUGUUCAUUUUUGCAAAUGCUGUGAUGUUUUUAAGCAUUGAGUAUCUAACUAUAUUAGUUUAAUAAAGUGCUGUUUGUUUAACCA
Messenger RNA from Colius striatus (speckled mousebird), 1492 nucleotides. It is a transcript of the gene LDAF1, whose product is annotated as lipid droplet assembly factor 1. The transcript has 5 exons. The coding region runs from base 1 to 702 and encodes 233 amino acids. Lineage: Eukaryota; Metazoa; Chordata; Aves; Coliiformes; Coliidae. The record is from RefSeq and is a predicted model, not a curated record.